This is a messenger RNA of Symbiodinium necroappetens, 2665 nucleotides long. The record is from the annotation of a GenBank genome assembly. Lineage: Eukaryota; Dinophyceae; Suessiales; Symbiodiniaceae.
GUGUCCGACGAGGAAGCCAGCGGCUUCCGAAUGCUCAACCUCCUGCAAGCCCUCUACGUUCGGUCGGUGCCAAUCCCCGAAUCAGCACAUCCCAAGUGGAAUGAUGUGCUGAGAGCUAUGUCGAGCUCCAAACUCAAGGGCAGUGCCUUGAAAGCAACCCUACUGGUCAACCACUAUGCUGGCCCGUUCCACACGAAAAAGAACAAGUAUACGCUACAGGAAGGAGCGGAGCUGUUGUGUCAGACCUGCACCGACGAUUGGCUAGAGUCCUUGCAAGAGAGCUACCAGUUCGAUGUCGGGGAUGCAACAGCAGUUCUCACACGGGACAAGAUCUUGGAGGCACGAAACAAGGCCUGGUUUGGAAUACUGGAUUCUUUCAGCCAGCUGUCAGAAUCGUGGACGAUUUUGUCGAGCAUCACAAGCUUCGUGCGGGAGUUCAUCAAUGCCUCAGAAGAGCGAGCUGAGGUUCAGGCAGAUGGAGGCGGUCACGGCGACGCCGAGGCAGACGAGGCUGAGGAGGACGACGUUCCUGCGGCAGAGGACGAUGAACCGCAAACACGCGCAGCGUUCAACAUUCUUCGCGGCAGCUACAAUUCGGAUUGUGACUUCGUGACAGAACUCUUCGAGCAGCCCCUGUUGCAGCAGCGUCUCCGGCUCCUGUGCUACGACCUCCAAGACCUGCACAAAGAGCACGUCCAGGACCUCAAGGCGUGCUCUCAGGAAGCCACGAUGAAGGCUUGCGCAGGUCGUGCAGCAUACAGUUGGUUCGGCACUAUCCGAAAUAUGCUGCAACGAUUGACUGGUGAUGGUUUGGUGGAAGAGCUAGGUCUCUUUCCCGCACCUCCUCCUUACGGGCUGCCUAGAAACCCGGAGGAUCCCAACAUUCAGGAUGAUGUUUCGCUUGCGGAGACACACUACAACUUCAUCCUCGACUUGUGCGCCAAUCGUUGCUGGAGUCAGUCCUUCUAUGGCCUUUGCUUCCCGUACCUGGUGGCGACGGUGUUCUGUGAGACGGAGCGUGACCGAAACAAAGGAACCGCGCUCAUGAGAUCCGUCUGUAAUGCUACGCUGAAACUGGAGGACUAUGUGGCGGCCAACCCGCUCAAUUCCUCUGCAGCAGCCUUGCUGGAAAGCCAUGGAACGAGUUCGUGGCCACUGGUGCGCGAGCUAUUCGUCUCAGGCACCCGCUGCGACUGGAGCUGCGAGGACGAGGACCUGCGAAGCACGGCAUGGGCCAUCUUCUCCGGUCCAAUGACAACCAAGGCUACGCUAGAGUCUGCGUUCAAUCAUAUCCGAGACAGGGGCCAGCGGCACAGCCGCAAUGACAAGAUGAGCCAGGAAGUUCGCUACUCUUACCUGGCAACGCAACCGUUUGCCAGAUCGGAAAGUGGCGGGGUCAAUCAGGUCAAGGCAUCUGUUGAUGACUUUCUGCCCGUUGGCUCCAGUCGGGCCGCCCAGCAAGCCAUUCACGCGUUGAAGUGCUUCAACCCCAGAGCAACUCGGAUGCCGCACACCUACCCACACCCGCAAGAUAUAGUCAAGAACUGGCGUCCCGCAGGAUUUUACGCAAACAAGGUAGCCUGUGCCGCGGUUGCACUUACUCUCGCCGCCUCCCGGAACAACUUCGAAGGCAUCCAGACGGCCUGGGCAGGAUCGCUCUGGGGCCCUUCAGGAUCUGUACGAACAGGUUGCUUCAUGACAAGACGCGAAGUCUUCUUCAACAAGAGCUCCCAGCAGUACGUCGUCUCAUUGGGCUUCUAUCGAUGGGCUUUUCAGUCAAUUCGAUUGCAGAAGCUUCAUUCAGAUUCCACGGGUGUGUGGUUGCGGCCAGACACAUCCCAGUUGGCUCCGAAGUUCAAUAUUGCCACAAGUCUGGAUCCGGAUAGCAGCCCCUGGGAGUACGUGCCAACGCGGCCACUGCCGGCCUGUUGUGUGCCUGCCGAUCUGGGCGCCCACGCAGGGUGCUUGCUCAAAGUGACUGGUCCCCACGAGAGCCUGAUCACCGCAGGGCUCAAGAGAGGCUUCAAUCUGACCGUGUUUCAAUUGAAAGCUCUCAUAACAGCAUUUUCAGUCGUGCUUCCCGGGGCUGGGACGGGGAGUGGGAAGGGUGGCCGCUUCAUCAAGUGUGACUAUGUGAAGGCCGUUUUGGCGCACUUCCUACCAGGGCAAAGCCAGGAGGAGCGCGAUGCUCUGAUUGCGAAGAUGGUCGGCAGAAGAAACCAAGACCGGGAGGACGACACUCCCGAAACCCACCUGAAGCUGCUGUCCAAGCUGGAUCCGGCUGAAGCAGCAGAGUUUGAUGUAAUGCGGCAGGUGGCUGUCAAUCAGUUAGCUGAAAAAGCACUGCGCGCAAAGGUACACAAACCCCCUAAGAAGGACAAGGACAAGGACCCUGAUGAUGAGGCCGAGCCAGAACAUCCAGCAGACGCCCCAGUGGCACCUCCGGGCGGUCCCGCAGCUGGAAAAGCAGCUGCUCCAGUGCAGUUCCUGCCCAGGACCAGCGGUACCCACGUCAGGGCACCCGCUGAAUUCCGCGAGUUGCUCCCGCCCAACGUCGACUACGUUUACUUCCACUGGGAACCCCAAAGCCGGCGAGUUGCCAUUGAGUUUAAACGCAGCUCAGAGAUCAAAUUGUCCCCGCUGUACGACUGUCUUGCUUCUGACU